Messenger RNA from Closterium sp. NIES-67, 1365 nucleotides. The record is from the annotation of a GenBank genome assembly. NCBI's taxonomy places the organism in Eukaryota, Viridiplantae, Streptophyta, Zygnematophyceae, Desmidiales, Closteriaceae.
CAGGAGGUUGGAUGUGCCUUGGGUCGGAGUCAGGCCAGACUGGGAGUUAGCUGGCGGAUGGGAUGGGGAGGAGUGGGCUCUUGCCAAGGGAAGGGAGGAGGAAGGGAGGAGUUGGGGUCAUGGGGCAGCCCCCUCUGCCUUUGAGUGUGCUCGAGGGUUAUGGGGCCAGCAGGGGGCCAUGCCUGUUAAUGGGAUGAUUAUGGAGGGUGGUGGGAUGGUUAGGGAACAAUCGGAAUGUGUGCUAGUUAGGCGUGACACUAGCGAGUGGCAGGUGGUGGAGAGAGAGGUGGAGGGAGGAGAGACUUGGAGGGUCGGAGCAGAUGCACUGCAGGAAGUGAGCUGGGCAGAUCGGCUCAGCGCAGCGGAAUCAGGUGGUGACUGCGCUGUUGGCUGCGUGGAUUCUCUGCAAGCCAGGACUUGUCAGCACGCGUCAGACCAGCCUUUAAGAACCUUCACGAACUCUCCUUCGCCCGAGGCGUUUCUCCACUCUCCUAUCCAUCAUCUUAGCUUUCCUCAUCUCAUCUUUCCUCCUGCUCAUCAACGAGCUCGUUUUCCCUUCCGUCCACCUCCUCGUCCUCCUCCUCAUGCUUCUUCUGCUUCUACGGCCUCCUCCUCUCCUGCUGCUGCUGCUGCUGCUGCUGCUGCUGCUGCUGCUGCUGCUGCUGCUGCUCUUCCUCCUCUUUCUGCUGCUGGUGCGGAAGGUGAACAAUGGCUGUGGGUGCAGCAGAACAAAAUGCAGCAGGCAACAGUAGGCGCAAUGGCAGGGACACUUGUUGCUGCAGGGGAGUGCAGCUGCCUGUGUGGGUGCUCUCUCUGACCGCUCUGCUCGCCUGUGCUGCUGCCAGGCACUUGCUCGUGCAAAGGCAGCAGCUGCAGCAGCUUAGGAAGGACAGGGACCAGUGGAGGGGCGGAUAUUUGAGGAUAAAGCAAGCUCUGGUGCUUGCAAGAGGAGGGAAUGUGCGUUUUUGCACAUAGCAUACGAAUAUUGGUGCAAUCCUAGCUGCUCUGCUCGCCUGUGCUGCUGCCAGGCACUUGCUCGUGCAAAGGCAGCAGCUGCUGCUGCUUAGGAAGGACAGGGACCAGUGGAAGGGCGGGUAUUUGAGGAUGAAGCAAGCUCUGGUGUUUGGAGAGGGGGGAAUGUGUUUUUAUUCGCGUAGUAUAAGAGUAGAGGACUGGUGGUGGUGCUCUGGUUGCCUGUACCGUUGUCUGCCAGUCCAUUCUGGUGGAAAGGAAGCAGCUGCUGCAGCUUAGGAUGGACAGAGACUAGUGGAGGGGUGGCUAUUUUGAGAAUUACCAGUGGGGAAGCUGUGAUUCUUGCGAAUGCUGAGUUGUUGCUGCUCUGAUUUGAUAGCGUGACAAGGAACA